AUGCUCACUGUUGAAGAAACCCGUGCGCUUGGAGAUGCACACCCCGAGUUCGAGCCCAUCAUAAGGGCUCAUAACCCAAUGCUCAACGGCUGGGACACGGACACUGAUCUUGAUGCUUUCAGAGAGAUGAUGGCACAGCUUAGACAGUUCCAGCCUAAACCUGACCCCGAGACUCUCUCCUAUCAGAUGCAAGACUUCAAGAUCCCUCUCCGAGACGGCUUUGAAGUCAAUGCACGAUCAUACACACCAAAAGACGAUACUCCAUCCGAUGGACGCCCUGGGUUAAUCGUAUUCCAUGGUGGCGGCUUCGUCGCAGGUGAUCUCGAGACUGAGGCAGGGCUAUGUGCUCAAUUUACAAAGCUUGGAGGCGUUGCUCUCAACUUAGACUACCGCCAUGCUCCUGAGCAUGUCUUCCCUCAAGCUAUCAACGAUGCUUUUGAUGCAACUGUUUGGGCAUCUCAGAAUGUAGACAUGUUCGGGAUCAACCCGUCCAAGGGCUACAUCAUUGGAGGUACCAGCUCAGGCGCGGAUAUAUCUCUAGUUGUCUCGCACUUGUACCGUGACACCAAGACUGAGCCCCCUCUGACUGGCGUCUACGCACCUAUCACCUCUGGAGUCAAUGAUCAGACCGUUCCUGAGAAAUACAGGGAUCACUUCAUCAGUUGGGAGCAGUGCGCCAAGGCUCCUGUGUUUAGCACCGAGUCGAUGAAAUUUGUUCACUCCAAGUAUAAACCCGAUAUGAAGAGCCCUCUGGCAUUUCCAGUUGCCUUUCCCAGUCAUGCAGGGCUUCCCAAGACUUACUUCCAGGCUUGUGGUAUGGAUCCUGUGCGAGACUGCAGCAUUGUUCUUGAGCAAGCCUACAAGGACGAAGGAGUCCCUACAAAGAUCGAAAUAUAUCCUGGCCUACCUCAUGCGUUCUGGGCUACGUUUCCCGAACUUGAGAUUUCGCAGAAGCGUGAGAGGGAUGUUGCUGAAGGUCUGAAGUGGCUACUGGCUGAAUGA
Fusarium venenatum is the source of this 1002-nucleotide messenger RNA. RefSeq names its product Alpha/Beta hydrolase protein. Lineage: Eukaryota; Fungi; Ascomycota; Sordariomycetes; Hypocreales; Nectriaceae. The record is from RefSeq and is a predicted model, not a curated record. Gene Ontology annotation, molecular function: hydrolase activity.